GAGUCAUGUGACGUUUACCGACGAAGGAAAACCACAGAGAGAGCUGGGAAAAACAACGAGUGGCUGUAAAAACAAAAGCUCAGCUCCGGCUCUGUUAUUCCUGCUUUCUAUUUUCCCAACAGUAUUAAUUUCCCGGCAACAUGACCUGGACUAAAUACCAGCUGUUCCUCGCGGGUCUUAUGCUCACAACUGGCUCUAUUAACACACUGUCUGCGAAAUGGGCAGACAUGUUCACAGCGAAGGGCUGCCAUGACAACCCUGAACAUGGAUUCUCCCAUCCAUUCCUGCAGGCCGUGGGUAUGUUCCUGGGUGAGUUCAGCUGUCUGGCCGUCUUCUACAUCCUGCUCUGCCACGACAGACGGAGGCCGGAGCCGAAGAUGAACCCGGGUCAGAGGUUCAACCCUCUGCUCUUCUUCGCCCCGGCCAUGUGCGACAUGACGGCCACCUCCAUCAUGUAUGUCGCUCUGAACAUGACCAGUGCCUCCAGUUUCCAGAUGUUGCGUGGAGCAGUCAUCAUCUUCACAGGUCUGCUCUCUGUAGCCUUCCUUGGGCGCCGCCUGCUGCCCAGUCAGUGGAUUGGCAUCUUCAUCACCAUCCUUGGUCUGGUGGUUGUGGGUCUGGCCGACUUCUUCAGCGGUCACAGAGAUGAUGAGCACAAACUCAGUCAGGUCAUUACAGGUGACCUGCUGAUCAUCAUGGCUCAGAUCAUCGUCUCCGUGCAGAUGGUUCUAGAGGAGAAGUUUGUCUACAAACACGACGUCCAUCCUCUCCGUGCCGUCGGCACUGAAGGUUUUUUUGGCUUCUUCGUCCUGACGCUGCUCCUCAUCCCCAUGUACUUCAUUCCCGUUGGUGAGUUUGGUAACAACCCUCGUCAGGUUCUGGAGGACGCGCUGGACGCCUUCUGUCAGAUUGGCCACCAGCCCCUCAUCCUGCUUGCUCUGCUGGGCAACACGGUCAGCAUCGCCUUCUUCAACUUCGCCGGGAUCAGCGUCACCAAGGAGAUCAGCGCCACCACACGCAUGGUGCUGGACAGCCUGCGUACGCUGGUCAUCUGGGUGGUCAGCCUGGCCCUGGGCUGGGAGGUGUUCCACGGCCUCCAGGUGCUCGGCUUCCUGGUCCUGCUGCUGGGCACAGGGCUCUAUAAUGGACUGCACCGCCCCCUGCUGGCCAGGAUACCUUGCUGCGCUGGACUGGUGAGUGCGGAGGAGGAAAGCAGUGCAGCGGAACGGGAGAGACUGCUGAACAAUGGCAGCGUGCAGAACAGUGACCAGAGCUAAAGCAGCGUUUCCCCCAGCACAGAUGUCCCCUAGGUGACCUCUACUGGCACUGGAAAGACACUGCACCUUUAACGGACAAUUUCACUUAAAAUCUUUUAAAACGGUAUCUUCAUAUAUUCAAUUUUAUCUGAUUUUAUUUGUGCCAUAUUUAGGUGACAUAAGGCCACAAUAUUCUGGGGAAAAAGCACAAAUUUACUUUAUUACAAGUGGUUAAAUAAAGUGGCUUUCAACAGUUGGAUAUAGAAAAUUGUAAAAGCAAAGUGCUUAGCCUAGCAUAGCUUGUUUAAGCAAACCAUAGUGCAUGUUGGAGUAUUUUUUUAAAGUCAUAGUUUAAGACAUUUUUGCUCAGCUAAAAUGUGAAUCUACUUCAAAAGACGCUGGCCAUUUUCUAGAUCAGGGUUUAUGCUAAGCUAGGUGCAGUUCCUGAGCUGUUGAACAUGAACAAUUUUAUCAGAACUAAUUUUUUUAUGAUAGUGUGGGUUUUAAAGGGAUUUUUUUAUUUUAGUUUUAUUUUCUUCUAUUAUUAAAUCUGUAACAUAAAGCCAGUGUCAACAUUGUCACCUAGAAACUUAAACUGACAGAUUUUUUAAGUCUUUUUAUUUUUUAAUUACAAAGUCUUUAUGAACAAACAAUGAACAUAGUGUACACAGGAAUCAUGCACUAGUUUUUUUUUAAAUAAGAGAUUUAAUGUUUCCAUUUAUAAUUUUUGCCUCUGCUCUAAUUGCAGUAGAAAGUGUUGACAAUUGCAACGUUUUUAGAAAUACACACGAUGGAGUCUAGAGAUGGCCACCAGGGGGAGACACCUGCAUAUUCAACCAUAAAUGUCGAGACGUUUAUGCAGACUUCAUUGAAAUGUUUUAAUGUUGAUUCUGUACUGGAUGGUUUCAUUUACACAUUUUAUGUGUGGUACUUUUUCAAUGUGUUGAUUGUUCACUGGUUGCCAUUUUACCUAAGGCCCUGUUAGCAUAGGUAAGAAUUUGUUUUAAACCUCACUUUGUCUGUACACUUGCAGGAUCUGAUGAUAAAGGAUUUGAGGCAUUUACUUUAAUACAGCGAAAACAAGAGGGAAUUGUCCAAAACGGACACCAUGGCAUUGUUAUUGAUGCCUGUGUUGACCUGUAAUGUUAGAAAAUACACAUCUGAAACACCA
Messenger RNA from Cynoglossus semilaevis (tongue sole), 2427 nucleotides. RefSeq names its product solute carrier family 35 member F6 (gene slc35f6). Gene Ontology annotation, cellular component: intracellular membrane-bounded organelle; membrane. Gene Ontology annotation, molecular function: transmembrane transporter activity. Bases 141 to 1277 code for a protein of 378 amino acids. The record is from RefSeq and is a predicted model, not a curated record. NCBI's taxonomy places the organism in Eukaryota, Metazoa, Chordata, Actinopteri, Pleuronectiformes, Cynoglossidae. Gene Ontology annotation, biological process: transmembrane transport. The transcript is spliced from 7 exons.